This is a messenger RNA of Symbiodinium sp. CCMP2456, 702 nucleotides long. NCBI's taxonomy places the organism in Eukaryota, Dinophyceae, Suessiales, Symbiodiniaceae. The record is from the annotation of a GenBank genome assembly.
GAGCGGGACGACCUCCUGGAGGAGCUGGAGGCCUCGAAAUGCGAGAACCGCGCACUGCAGCAGGCCUACGAUGAAGCAGGAGGGGCUUUGUGCGAGCGCUACGGCGAGGCCAACCGUCAACGAGAGCUCGUGCAUCUCUCGGUUUCCCUCUGUCGGGUGUACGGUACGGUGGCAGUACAGUUGUUUUUCGUGCUCUCGUUGGCUCGAAAGCAUGAUGACGUAAGUAAUGUCAAUGUGUCGAACAUUGUGUCCGAUGAUCGGUUCAGUGAUGUGGAGAUGGGGCCAUCCCUCCAGAAAGACGCGGAUGGCCAGCUGCAAUUUUCCUUCCGGGACUUUAGGUAUCUGAACGUACAAAGCAACAUCAUGAAAAGUGCAACGAACCUCGUCCUGAUGCCCAGUGCCUUCACCUUGGCUUUCGGCAUCCUCAGCGAUUCUCGGCCAAUCUUUGGCUUCCGACGCCGUCCUUUCAUGGGAGGAGGCUUUCUGCUGGUGUGGGCAAGCUUCAUUAUCCUGAUUGGCCUUGGCCUUCCCGAUCCUUGCUUCUGUUUCGUGGAUGCAUGGACAAGGAGGCCCCUUGCAACCCGGAAGCUCCGGAUGCCUACGGUCGCUAAUCUGGGCUGUGUGGCAGCCACUGCCGCAGCUCAAGGUCUCGCGGUAGAGUAUGCCAAAGCCGAGCCUCAGGAAAUCCGCGGGCGAACCUAA